CGAGCAUCGAGACUUCAAGAGUGGCCUGCGACGGCGGCGAAGUGUUCCUCCAUGACGACUGCUUUAGCUGCGCUUCAAUUCGCCUUCCUUUCUCCACCCGCUUCCAAGAAGCUUCCAUACUCCAAUGCGGGUAUUGUUCAGCUGUUUUUCAGCUCUUCUGGGCGUAGAAAUGGUGUACAGUUUGUGGCUUGUAAUGCUUCCAGUUCAAGAAAUGGAAAAGGUGCUUUUGACCCAGAAUUGCGUUCUGUGCUUGAUCUCGCCACGAAUUCCGAAUUAUAUGAGCUUGAACAAAUCCUCUUCGGUCGCAGUUACUUCAGCCCUUUGAUGAAAUCGAUUACAAACCAUGGCGAAACUGACUAUGCUAUGAUUGAGGAAGACCUUGAAGAGAGAGAUGAUUUUAUUUCAAUGCUCGAGUCUCGAUUCUUAUACCUUGCAGCCGAUGCCCGGUCGACAUUAAGGGGUUGGAGACCAUCUUAUAGAGAUGUCUUGCUUACAGUGAGAAAAAAGUUAAACGUUCCUUGCUCAACUAAGUUGUCUUCCGAAGACCUUGAAGCAGAAAUAUUUCUUCAUUUGUUACAGGAAUACUCGAGUGAAGAAUCAGUGAGGCAGUCUAACCUUGAAGGUAGUCUACAACUUGGACUCAAUCAGUGGAAGGUGCAAACUUUAGCAGCCACUGAUGGAGCAUCUGACCUGCCAUCCUUGAUAUUAAAGGGCGGUAGUUUGAUAACCGUGGUUAAAAUGUUUCAAGUGUUUGCUAGGACUUUAUCUGGAAAGAUGUUCCGAGAAGCGGCCAACUAUCAAAUUAAAAAGGAAAUCAUCAAAAAGGGUGGACAGUUAGCUGCAGCCAAUCUCGAGUCGAGAGUUGCCUUGCUCGUUGCCCAAAAGGGUCUUGCAGGUGCUGCUUCAAGAUAUCUUGGUUUUAGAAGCAUUAUGACCUUGCUCGGCCCAAUGUUUUGGGGAACAUUUCUGGCGGAUAUGGUCAUUCAGAUGAUGGGAACUGAUUAUGCUAGAAUUUUACGAGCAAUUUAUGCUUUUGCACAGAUUCGGAUUACUCGCACGUAUAGACUACCGUCAUCCUCCAGUGACCAAGAGAGAAUUUGAGCUUUUUGAUGCUAGCAAAUCACAAUAUAAUCAACAUAAAAGAUCGAUCUUGCUAGGCUUGUUGAGCUACAUCAAUGGAGGAACUGUCUUGUUGCCCAUCACCAACAAAGCUUUGAUCAAACAAGCCUUUACUUCCAUCUAUGUAUAUAGCAAGCUCAUUUCAAGUCAUAUGCAAAUGUUUUGUAUUUUAUAACCUUUGGUUAUUGGUUAUGCAUCUGAUGGAGUUUCUAUGAGUAAUUUAAUGAAGGAUUAUAUUC
Cucurbita maxima (winter squash) is the source of this 1358-nucleotide messenger RNA. RefSeq lists its product as uncharacterized. The record is from RefSeq and is a predicted model, not a curated record. NCBI's taxonomy places the organism in Eukaryota, Viridiplantae, Streptophyta, Magnoliopsida, Cucurbitales, Cucurbitaceae. The transcript is spliced from 12 exons. Bases 52 to 1101 code for a protein of 349 amino acids.